Molecule: messenger RNA, 1789 nt
Organism: Cornus florida
Lineage: Eukaryota; Viridiplantae; Streptophyta; Magnoliopsida; Cornales; Cornaceae
Product: polyprenol reductase 2-like
Exons: 6
Coding region: 497-1516 (339 amino acids)
Biological process (GO): dolichol-linked oligosaccharide biosynthetic process; polyprenol catabolic process
Cellular component (GO): endoplasmic reticulum
Molecular function (GO): 3-oxo-5-alpha-steroid 4-dehydrogenase activity
Source: RefSeq, a predicted model, not a curated record
UACUAUGGCCAACUGAAUCUCGAAUUCUAUAUCACCGAUAGAUAUUGAGUAUGCUGAGUGCACGAUGCACCGCCUCAGUAUGAUUGAUUUUUCCCAAUUAUAAUUUGACUUCAAUGAAGCUGGUGCAGGGUGCACCCAAUUCCUUCUCCUAUGUCACAGCCAACUCAACGUCGGAAGAAAUUUAGGAAGUUGCAAAGAUUACAUUCUCACUUUUGGAACACGGCUUUUUGGGAAUCUCCAUUUCAGUGCGUCACGCUUCGCAUCUCUUACACUUGCCAACUCAUUCAAUUCGCAAAUUCACACACUCUCUCACACGCACACCUCCUCCUCCUCUUCCUCGUGAUUGGAGUAAAAGUCUCAGUUAUAUGGGCCAUUCCUUCAGCAAUUGCUCUUCUUCGCACCAACCAUGGUGUUUAUCCAAUAAUCGAACCAGAUUAGGGUUUAUUCGGGGACGAACUUGAAUUUCAGAAUUAGAGUCUCACAACUUGUUCUGAUAAUGGAGGUUGUUGGACUUGUUGAGUUGUUGAGAGCGGCAUGGAUCGCCGGGACUUUGCCCAUUCUCAUCGCUUCAAUCCCUUCGUCGCGGCUGAGGUCCUUUCAUAAUCUUUUGUUAGAGUUUGCCAGGAGAGGGAAGAUAAAUCAAUCAUCCUCACAAAAAUUCACUGUUCCUCAGAGAUUUUUCUGUCAUUUUUAUGUGGUGGCUGUGGCAUGGACAACAUUCUUGCUUGUUGCAACUUGGUUUUAUGCAUAUAGAAUGGCACCAAUGGUCUCAGAGCCAUUGCUUUAUUCUACAAUUACCACCCACUUGACAGGAGGUUCAAAUAUUUUUUCCUCGCAUAGAUCUCACACCACAAAUGUAAGACAAAGAUACAUGGUUUGGCAAUCUGUAUUUCUGCUUUUGUUGAUGGAAGCUCAAGUCUUGAGGCGCCUUUAUGAGUCAAUAUAUGUAUUUCAGUACAGUCCCUCCGCUCGGAUGCACAUUUUUGGCUAUCUUACUGGCCUAUUUUUCUAUACAGCAGCUCCGCUGUCACUCUGCUGUACUUUUGCACCAGAGGGGUUUAAAUUUGUGGCAGAUGAGGUGGCUGAGUAUAUUGUUAAAGGAAAGAAUCAGAUGCAAGUCACUGAAUUUGAUUCGUGGGAAUUUGUCAAUCUGCUUUUAAAGCUUAGCUGGUACUCGUGGAUAGGUGCGGCUAUAUUUUCUUGGGGUUGGUUUCAUCAACGCGAGUGCCAUGCAAUUCUUGGCUCAUUGCGAGAGAGCACUGAACAAGUCGAUGAUUAUGUAAUUCCUCAUGGUGACUGGUUCGAAUAUGUUUCGUCUCCUCACUACCUGGCUGAGAUUGUGAUAUAUGCUGGUCUUGUGGUUGCUAGUGGUGGUGCAGACAUCACAAUCUGGUUACUUUUUGGAUUUGUGGUUGCAAAUCUUGUACUUGCAGCAGCAGAAACACAGAGGUGGUAUCUCCGUAAAUUUGACAACUAUCCCAGCAACCGACUCACCAUCAUUCCAUUUGUAUAUUAAUGCUUAUCGCACAGAAGAGGUAUCUUCCAAGUCGGACAAUUUUCAUAGCAGCUGGUUCAUUGCUGCUCCUUAUAUUGCUGCUCCUUGUAAUUAUUUACUGUAUCUUAUUGAUAUGUUUGUAUAUACUGUGUAUUCCUGUAAUAACCACCACGCAAUUCAGUAAAACUAGAAGCUCAUAUGUCUUUGGCCUUGUAAAAUCUUGAUUGGAAUUGCUGUGGUUUGGUUUCCAUUGUAUCAAGUUCAAGGAAAGGGGUGGUUACUAUCUGAUUAGAA